CUGACCCGGAAGCGCAUGAUUCUCCGCCCGUAGCCUCGGCGAUGGCGGAAUGGAAGGAGGAGGUGGAGGUGCUGGUGCAGCGGGUGGUGAAGGACAUCACUGGCGCUUUCCGCAGGAACCCCAACAUAGAUGAAAUCGGCUUAAUUCCAUGUCCUGAAGCAAAAUUUAAUCGCAGUCCCAUCGUUCUGGUGGAAAAUAAAUUGGGAGUGGAGAGCUGGUGCAUCAAGUUUCUGCUUCCUUAUGUACAUAACAAGCUCUUGCUGUACCGGCAGAAGAAGCUUUGGCUUAAUAGAGAUGAAUUGAUCGAUGUGACGUGCACCCUGUUAUUGCUGAACCCAGACUUAACCACUGCAUGGAAUGUCAGGAAAGAAUUGAUCCAGUCUGGAGCCAUCAACCCAGAGAAGGAUUUGCAGCUUGGAAAACUGGCUUUGACUAAGUUCCCUAAAAGUCCUGAAACAUGGAUUCACAGGAGAUGGGUAUUGCAGCACCUUCUUCAGGAGCACAUUCCUCCCUCAGUUGUGAAUAAGGAAGCACAGGUGCUCACCGAACAGCUCCAAGGUAUUGUCCGUGAAGAGAUGAAUGUCUGCUGUGAAGCAUCAGGAAGAUACCCAAGCAACUAUAAUUCUUGGUCCCAUCGAAUUUGGGUUCUGCAACAUUUGGGGAAACUAAAUGUCAAGCUUCUUAUAGAUGAGUUGUCUUCCACAAAACACUGGGUCUCCAUGCAUGUAUCAGACCAUAGUGGUUUCCACUAUCGUCAGUUCCUGCUGAAGUCUUUACUCUCCAGAGCACAAACAGACUGUGAAACGUCAAGCAGUGCAAGUCUUCCCAGAGAAGAGGAAGUUCCUAGGCCGGUUCUCCCACUCUUGAUAGAAGAAGAACUGGAACUAAGUAGCGAUCUUAUAGAGUCUUAUCCAGGACAUGAAGCUCUGUGGUGUCACAGGCGUCAUCUCGUUGGCUUGGUUCAUCAACUGCACAAUGAACAAUCUCAUGUGGAACCCUCUCAAGUCACAAGUGUGGACACGGCUGCUGUUAGCACAGGAAAGGAACCACAGCACCUCUGCACUGAUUUUUUGGGAUACCACACAAACACUAUGGAUGUCGAUGGCUGUGACACAAGCAAGCAGAGCUAUACCCAAGAAACGAAACGUCUAAAGCGCGCUCCUGUCCAAGACUCUCUUAUAUACGAAUCCGAGCUCAGGUUCAUUAGUUGUAUUUUGUCCAGCUGCCGAAAUGCUGAGCAGUCCAGGUUUGCUGCUUCGUACAGAAAAUGGCUCCUGUCAUUGCUAGGUCACUAACCAUGCUCGCUGCAUUAUGUAUGGAUUACUUACAGUGCAAUAUCUUUCUUUCCAUUAGCAGUGAUUUGAAUGGUUCCAAAGUCUCUGAACCAUCUUCUUCUCACUUCAUAGGACUCUACAGCAAGAUUUUUAAUUUAUUUUUUUCCCCACCCUUUUUUUCCCCAUUUUUAUUUAAUACGAUGAUGGAAAGAUGAGAUUUAUCUUUAUACGAUGCCUAUGCCUUUGAACAUGGCAAAAUCAUUUCAAACUGUUACAAGUAAAUAGCUAUUUUAGUUUGUAAAAUCAAAUCCAUUCUGGGUGUUGGAAAUUCCAAAAUGUUUACUUGAAAAUUUUAGGUAAAAGUUACAACUGUCCCCUUUUAUCUUAUUAAGGCUCCAUUCAGACAUCCGUAGAAUGG
Molecule: messenger RNA, 1692 nt
Organism: Bufo bufo (common toad)
Lineage: Eukaryota; Metazoa; Chordata; Amphibia; Anura; Bufonidae
Gene: PTAR1
Product: protein prenyltransferase alpha subunit repeat containing 1
Exons: 7
Coding region: 42-1295 (417 amino acids)
Biological process (GO): protein prenylation
Cellular component (GO): cytoplasm
Molecular function (GO): protein prenyltransferase activity
Source: RefSeq, a predicted model, not a curated record